CGAUCACUGGCCAAAACGGCAGGUACGCCCGUAAGGAAGGCGCCUGCGGUAGUUGGAAUACUGGCAACACUGGCAACACCCGCAGCAGCCGUGAGUGGGGCACAGGAUUGUGUGUGUACUUAUGGAUGUGACUGACAAGCCGGCGAGUGCCGCAUUGGACAGAAGACGCACAUCAUGCUUUCGCUGCCGCAUCUGCUCUCUUUCGUCGCUGCCACACUCUGCGUGCUGGCAAGCCAAUGCGACGCCGCUCAUGGAACAUCCGGGCCUCGAUGGCUGAACGAGCUUCCUGCGCGUCUCUUGUUCUCCAACUGGACGGGUGCCACGGUGCGCUGUUUAGCCGAGGGAGAGCCGCGCCCUGACGUCUGGUGGGUGAGCGCCGCUGAUGGGCUGAACGCCAGCGCGCUGCCAGUGGCCUCCCGAGCUCAACUGCUCACCGUCCACGAUGGCACGCUCACCUUCUUGCCCUUCCGCGAGCACCAGUUCCGUGAGGGAUUACAUCGCGGCUCCUUCCGCUGCCGCGCUCACAACUCCAGAGGGACCGUGCUCAGCACCGUGGUCCACGUCAAUGCGGUGGUGGCACAGGACUGGGAGCUGCGUAUGUGGUCCGCACCGGGCUCGGUGCCGCGUGGCGGCGCCCUAUUGGUGCGCUGCCCGGUACCAAGUCACGUGAGUCAUCACGUGAUUGUCACCGCCUGGGAGGAGGAACACCACAGCCCCGCACUCAUCACGCCCCGUUCACCGACCGACCGGUACGUGAUGACGUCAUCAGGUGAUCUGUACGUGCGGAGCCUGACGCAAGCUGCCCGCUUCCGCUGCCACACGGAGGACAUGCUGACCCGCCGAAACAGGACCAGCUCCACGUAUGCGCACUACCAUGCUACGGAAACAACCGGAAGCCAGACACCUUCAAUCACUUUCCACUCGGGUCACGUGACGGUAGAUCAAGGUCGCCCGACUGACCUAGUCUGUUUAGCCCAAGGCUGGCCUCCACCGAAGUUCAAGUGGUACCGCAAGCAGGGACAGAGGCUCGCGCCGGUGUCGUCCUCGCCUGCACCAACGGUUCUCGACGGAGUCCUGCACUGGAGCGGAGGUGUGCAGACUGAAGACGAAGGGCAGUACGUGUGCGUCGCCUCCAACACCUUGGGAGAGGUCAGGGCAACGCUACAGCUCUCAGUCAUCGGAGACUUGUCGGUCAGCAUCCGUCCACGCCUGGUUCGGGCCGAGGCCGGCGAUUCGGUGUCGUUUCAGUGCAACGCGACCAGUAGUGAAGCGUCGCUCGAGUGGCGCCUGAACGGUUCGCCGCUUCCGCUGGGAUUCCAGCGGCUCGAGCGAGGGUUCGUGCGAAUAGCAGCUGUGGCACGGCACCAGGGUGGCAUGCUGCAGUGCUUCGCUACUUCCAGAGACGGGCGCAAGGCAGCGCAGGCUACGGCGGAGCUCGUAGUUGGAGAGCGGGCUCCACGUCUGGAGCGAACGUACGGCACAUCAGGAAGCCUAAGCCCCAAGUCUCCCGCAAGCCUAGGGUGCCGGGCGUCGGGUGACCCGGCGCCCACAAUUACGUGGACGUUGGACGGUGCAUGGCCCGUGUCCGGAAGCGGCCCGCGUUUGCGUCUCUGGUCGACCAGCGACUCGGCGACGGGCGAUGCGGUUAGCUUCCUCAACUGGACGUCGGUGGAGACGUCGGACUCGGGCAAUUACCAGUGCGUGGCGAGCAACGCCGCGGGACGAGCGGUGCACGACUUCAGGCUUGACGUGCGGGGUCCGCUCUUCACGCGGCCGGCCUACAACAUCACGGCACUCGACGGACACCGCGCGGUGCUGCGGUGUCCAUUCGGCGGGUACCCGUACGACAAGAUCACCUGGUUCAAAGAUGGCAGUGAGCUGCCGGUAAACCAAAGGCAGACCGUGUUCCCCAAUGGCACGCUGCUGCUAGAGACGCUGACGAAAGCCAAGGAUUCCGGGGAGUACAGCUGCUCCGUGGACAGUCCCGCGGGUCCCGCUGUGCAGCAGGCCAUCCGGGUCAUCGUCAGAACCGGCCCGCAGAUCACGCCAUUCCGUUGGCUGGACGAACUUCAGGAAGGCAUGCGAGCCGGGCUGAGUUGCUUCGUGCACGCCGGCGAGCCACCCAUCGUCAUCGAGUGGCUCAAGGACGGCGCGCCUUUCACCAAAGCAGUGCGCCAGGACGGUUUCAUGUCCACGAUAUCAAUGGACGCCCUUACGCCUCAGGACAACGGCAACUACACCUGCCGCGCAUCAAACGCCUGGGCAACCGCCAGCCACAGCACCGUACUCAGAGUCAAAGUGGCCCCCAGCUGGAGGUCGGAACCCAAGGACGUCGUUGCAGUCACCGGUCACUCGGUGGUCGUCGACUGCCAGGCCGAAGGGGAGCCACCGCCACACAUACGCUGGAAGACGGCGUCAGGUUGGGAUGGCGGCCCGUACCGCGCCCUGGUGAGCACCUCCCGAGUGCACGUGCUCGUCAACGGCUCUCUGAGCGUGCGCAGUCUGGAGACGGGUGACGCGGGCCUCUACCUGUGUGAGGCCUCCAACGGCGUCGGCGCAGAGAUCUCCAAGGUGGUGCGCCUCACCGUACGCAGCAGCCCCCGUCUCUCGCCCAAGGAGUCGACCACAUCUGCCAAGCGAGGAAGCACGGUGCACCUCCAGUGCGAGCCGGAGGCUGGAGACACGCCCAUGCGCCUCUGGUGGCACAAGGAUGGAGUGCCCGUCGCAGCUCUGGGAGACCACAGAUACACGCAAACGGAGCACACUGACGUCAAGAGGCCCAAGUCCACGCUGACAAUCACGAACGUCCAAAAGUCUGACGACGCCGUGUUCACGUGCCACGCUUCCAACGACUACGGAGAGGACACAAAUAACGUGCAGCUGACAGUGCAAGAUGUACCCAGCGUACCCGAAAGCUUACAAGUCAGCGAGGCGUCCAGCAGAUAUGUCCGGCUCACCUGGACAGAGCCUUUUAAUGGAAACCUUCCUAUAUCACAGUACCUGCUGCGAUGGACAAACAAAGAAGGGACGUGGGAGGACAGCGUGGCGGUGUCUGGCACCGAGACAAAGGUCACCGUGCGGGGUUUGGUGCCCGCAGCCUCGUACCUGUUCACCGUGCGAGCGGAGAACGCGCUGGGUCCCGGUGGAUACACCUCGCCCCUGGAGGUACACACCGACGACGAACCUCCUCGCAAUGCACCGACGAGUGUUCACCUAACGCCGAUCGAUUCCAGGAGCAUCGCGAUAAAGUUUGAGGACGUUCUGUCCUCGCCCGGACAAUCGGGGCCCGGUGGCAGCAACCGCGUGGAUGGUUACUACGUGGCUUACAGGCGCGAGGGCUCGCCAGAGCCCCUGCGCUACCAGACGCUGCACGAGCGAGAGGGUGUGCUCACCGGCUUGGACAGGGACACCCGCUACGAGGUGCUCGUGCAGGCGUACAACUCCAAGGGACCAGGGCCUCCGUCCAGGACGCACUCUGUGCGCACGCUAGUUGCCGAUCCUCCUCCGCCGCCGACGUACCGGGUGGUCGGCACCUCUGCUCGGACCAUCUCGUUGGCGUGGGAGAGGCCGGUCAUCGCUUUCGAUGAUCCCCCCAUCAGGACGUACUACGUCUCGUGGCGAGUGGAAGGCGACGAGCAUCCUUGGCGAGAGCAGUCGGUGGGCGGCGACCGCACAAACUUUGCUCUCUCGGGCCUCGCGUGCGGUACCAGGUAUCAACUGCGCAUGCGCUCCGCCAGCGACGUGGGACGAGGACCCGAAGGGAACAUGGUCACCGCCUCUACUGAAGGAAACCGCCCGGUGCUUCAGCAACCGGACCGCCUAGUCGACAGCAACUCCAGCGCCGCCUGGCUGCACCCCGAAGCGUGGUGGCACGGCGGAUGCCCCAUCAGCCACUUCACCGUCCACUACAGACGCAGCACCGAAGCCGACUGGACGCUGGUGUCCAGUCACCUGCCAUACAGGCUCACUGAUGAGCCGCUGGUGCUCGCCGAUCUCGAGCCGGGAUCCUGGUACGUGCUCCUCAUGGUGGCCCACAACGACGCCGGCAGCACCACGGCGCAAGUCAACUUUGCCACGCUAACAUUGUCCGGAGACGUGCCUUCUCAGAAGCCGCACCUUCUGGACGCCAAGAUGGCGUCCUUCUAUCGUCACUUGACCGUAACGCUGCCCAUUGGCAGUUCGGUGCUGGUGCUCGUCGUGGUGCUCGCCGUGCUGUGGUGCGUUCUACGCCGGCACGCGGAGGACGCAGCAGUGGCGCACGGUACGCCGCAAGGAAGCAUGUCGGGCGAGCGUUACAAGAGCGAGGUGCUGAGCUCCGUGGAGCCCACGUACUGCGGCGGCAACGGCGGCUCGUCCCGGGGAUCGUCCGCGUACGCCGUUCCGCAUAGGGUUUACGACGUGCCUUACGCCCACAAGAGACCAGGUGAACACAUAGCCAUACAAUCAAGAAAAUCUCAAACUGCCACAGGCUUAAGUCGAGACGGGUCGGAGCUCUUCUACGUUUCCAGCAAGUGCAAAGCGUUCGACGAGGACGACAUGCACAGGUUAUGACGCGUGGUUCGAACUUCUCUGCGACUUUCCAGGACGUGCGAGUAAGCAACGCUGCUGAAGGAUAAUCAAGAAAGGUGUUGUCAAUAGACCAAGCCUGCGCCGUGACGAAGGUGCUCAUGAUUACCAUCUCCAACUCUGCAUCAUCUAGCGUUUCCAAAAAGUUCAGACGCGCCGAGGCUGACGACAAGCUACACUCAACUUUUAUGAAAGACUUUCACUGCAGGGAACCUGAGAUCGCAAGCUGUGUCGCGAAAAAGCCCUUGGGGAGAAUACUAAAAUAAUGACAAAAGCAAGACAAACGUCGUAUAAGCGGAACCAAUUGAUCUGCGGCAAAAACACGUUGCGUAGCGUCCUUGGCUGUUAGAUACAAGGGAGCUAGCUGCCCGUGCGAUACGCCGUACUCAUUAUUCCCAGCAGGCGUCUCUACAUCGAUGACCGUACACACCACAGCGGUGACGGCAUGAAACGCGUGUGGUGCGCAUGUUCGAAAUUACGAAGCGACCAAAUCAUGGCCCCGCGUUUACCUAUAGGCACUGAACUUCGACAACAUUGAGCACGACGUAACAUCUGACGGCUAAACCUAAAAAAAGCAGUUUCUCACUGCCAGACAUAGACUAUUCAUUCCGUGACACUUUGACACAAAUACUUUAUAUUAACGCUGCUUUUUUUUACAAGCACAACCAUUGUCGGCAAGGAAACUGAACGGGUGCGUCACUCUCAGCUUGAGAAGUGACAAUUUAUGUCAACAUUUUCUCAUAAAUGAGACAUCGCUGCUCCUGCAAGUGCGCGUUUCGAAGAAGAGAUGACAUUCUGACACAGCCGAGUAGCUGUCUCUCUGAAUCUAGGAUCCAACACAAUCACACGCACUUUGAGACGAGACCGCGCUCGCCAUCUCCCGCACUCGCUCGCUCAUAAGAUGCAGCCGUCCAAGGCAACAAAACAAUCAGACACGCUGCAUCGUAACACACAAAGGGACCCAGCUCUGGCGCGCGCCUAUAAGUCAUUGUUUUUACGAUAAUUCGCGUUUCUUUAUUUGUUCAAAAAUUUUUAAAUCCUGCUUCCGAAGUCGCGGUCCGCAACUGUCUCCGGUUUAAGAGUGCACACAGCGCACGGAGGUAUGACACAACGUAUGUGUACAUAAACUGAAAAUCAAAACUCUUGUUUAAUAAAUUAUUU
Messenger RNA from Rhipicephalus sanguineus (brown dog tick), 5727 nucleotides. Its product is annotated as Down syndrome cell adhesion molecule homolog. The transcript has 27 exons. Gene Ontology annotation, biological process: cell-cell adhesion. Gene Ontology annotation, molecular function: protein binding. The record is from RefSeq and is a predicted model, not a curated record. The coding region runs from base 175 to 4551 and encodes 1458 amino acids. Lineage: Eukaryota; Metazoa; Arthropoda; Arachnida; Ixodida; Ixodidae.